Molecule: messenger RNA, 2323 nt
Organism: Vigna radiata var. radiata (mung bean)
Lineage: Eukaryota; Viridiplantae; Streptophyta; Magnoliopsida; Fabales; Fabaceae
Product: mRNA-capping enzyme
Exons: 18
Coding region: 65-2176 (703 amino acids)
Biological process (GO): protein dephosphorylation; 7-methylguanosine mRNA capping
Molecular function (GO): protein tyrosine/serine/threonine phosphatase activity; ATP binding; mRNA guanylyltransferase activity
Source: RefSeq, a predicted model, not a curated record
AAAUAAAUAAAGUGAGAAAAAAAGAGGUGGUUAUGUCGGUUCUCUACGGGGCGAAGACCCGGAUAUGUAUGGUGGCGCACACCACAGCAGAUCUUUAAAUUCUUCUCCUUCGAAGAUCAAUUCUCCGGUUCUUCAUCCAUCAAAAACCCUAACCACAUUCUCUCUCACCUCACUCUCCUACUCUUCUCAAUCUGUUACUCCCAUGAGCUAUUACAUGAAUAAUGAAGAUACACGCAGAGGUUUGAAAAGAAAGCCCCCAUAUAUGGAUCGAGGGCAUGAACGGGGACCUUACAAUAUGAAUUCUAGACCUUAUGAUAGGAACAUGGUUCCUGAUGGUUGGUUUGACUGCCCAGCACAUGGACAAGAAUUAGGACGCAUAAUCCCUUCAAAGGUUCCACUUGGUGAAUCCUUCAAUGAUAACAUUCCACAUGAAAAAUAUACUCCCAAACAAGCGAUUCAUCAACAGAGAGUCUUAGGUCGGGAACUUGGUUUAGUGAUUGAUCUGACAAAUACUACUCGUUAUUAUCCUCUAUCAGAUUGGACAAAAGAAGGAAUUGCUCAUGUCAAGAUAAGAUGCAAAGGAAGAGAUGCUGUACCUGAUGAUCAAUCUGUACAAAAAUUCUGUGAUGAGGUUCAAGAUUUUUGCUCCCAAAGAACAAAUGAAAAGAAGUAUAUACUUGUACAUUGUACCCAUGGGCAUAAUCGCACAGGUUAUAUGAUUGUUCACUUUCUUGUGCGUACGAAAUCUAUAUCUGUUACCGAGGCGAUAAAUAAAUUUGCUUUGGCACGUCACCCAGGAAUUUACAAGCAGGACUAUAUUGACGCCCUGUACAUGUUUUAUCGUGAAAAGAAACCUGAAGAUCUCGUUUGUCCUCAAACUCCUGAAUGGAAGAGAACUUCGGAUCCUGAUUAUCGUGGCCCAACUGUCCCGGCCGUGGACAAUUAUGGGCACAUUCCAGAACAGGAGAAUAUAGUCAGAAAUGAAGUAUUGACAACUGACGAUGUUUUGGGAGAUCCAAUUCCUCCAAAUCAGCUGCGAGCGAUGCAAGAAGUUUGUUACCAACUGCUCAAGUUGAACACCGGGGGAAGAGGACGAUUGCAGUUUCCUGGAUCACACCCUGUUUCUCUGAACAGGGAAAACCUGCAACUCUUGAGACAACGAUAUUAUUAUGCCACAUGGAAAGCUGAUGGGACACGCUAUAUGAUGCUGAUUACUUGUGAUGAAUGUUAUUUGAUUGACAGAAAAUUUCUUUUCCACAGGAUCAAUAUGCGAUUUCCUUGCAGAUAUUCAAAUGGGGGUACACCUGAGAGGAAUCACCACUACACAUUACUUGAUGGGGAGAUGAUUAUUGACAGGGAUCCACACACACAUAAGCAAGAGAGAAGAUACCUCAUCUAUGAUUUGAUGGCAAUCAAUCAGGUCUCUUUGAUAGAGCUGCCGUUUUAUGAAAGGUGGAGAUUGCUGGAGAAAGAAGUAAUUGAACCUCGUAACAUGGAGCGUGAGGGUCUUUCAAAAAAUACGGAUCCUUAUUAUAGAUAUGACUUGGAACCAUUUAGUGUGAGAAGGAAGGGAUUUUGGUUACUAUCCACUGUAUCCAAGCUCCUACAUAAGUUCAUUCCACAACUAUCGCAUUCAUCAGACGGUCUUGUAUUCCAGGGUUGGGAUGAUCCAUAUGUCCCUCGCACACAUGAAGGUCUUCUGAAGUGGAAAUACCCCGAGAUGAACUCUGUGGAUUUCCUCUGUGAGGUGGGAGCUGGUGAUCGUCCCAUGCUUUUUCUGUUUGAACGUGGACGGAAGAAGUUCAUGGAAGAGAAUGUUAUCUUUAAAGAUGCAUCAGACAUUUCUUCCUAUUCCGGAAAGAUCAUUGAAUGCUACUGGGAUUCCGGGGAGCAUCAUUGGGUCUGUAUGCGGAUAAGAAUAGACAAAGCAACUCCGAAUGAUAUCAAUACCUAUAGAAAGGUAAUGCGAAGCAUAAAGGAUAACAUCACUGAAGAAGUCUUAUUGAAUGAGAUCAAUGAGACAAUUUGCCUACCCUUGUAUGCAGACAGAAUACAAAAGGAUAUCAAGGCUCAUCAGCAUAUGGUCUCCUCAAGGCGCAACAUAUCACAAGAUCAUAUUGGAAAAAGCUCAACAGAAACGGCUUUAACAGGAUACAAUAACUCAAGAUUUCACUAGUUUAUGUAUUCUUUUUCAAGCAACUUGUAUUAUAUUUGACACUUGAUAGAUGUGCUACAGAUAACAAGUUUGUGAUACAGAUACUGAUGCUGUUGUUUAGAUCUUAAGCACGCAAUGGAAUUCUGUAACUGGGGUUGACGUGCCUAA